CAGCUGGUGCCAUUGUUAUUCACACUUUUGUCGGUGAGCAACGUUCCGCAAAGGCACGCUUGGACGGUUGGACGGCUGGGCCGCGAUGAUCAUUGAUCACGGGAAGCCUUGGAACUUUGAAGCCAGCCAAGUCAGCCGUCGGGUCAGGUGCGGUACACGCACCAUGACGACACCACCAAGGUAAAUAGCUUCAGUUAGCUUCAGUUAGCACGAGCUGGUCGGUCCCUGCAGCACAUCACAUCACAUCAACGGCGUACUUAAACCCCACGUACCCCGUAACUACCCCGUACCCCACACUCCACGUUCCCCACAUUCACGAUCCAGAUCACACCCCUCUCGCCACCAGCACCACAACCACCUCAAUCGCAAUGUCACGUAUCCGCAAACUCUUUGGCUACGGCAAGUCGGACAACAACGGCUUCCACCCGGACCGGCCGCCGCCAGAUCCGUAUCCUGCGCCGAACCCGUACCAGCCCUCCCAAUCCAGUACGAGCGAGUACGCGCCACCUCCGGGCCCUCCGCUGGAGAAAUCACACCAACCCAGUACGAGCGAGUACGCGCCACCUCCAGGCCCGCCACCGGCGCAGGAGAAAUCACGCCAACACAGUACAGACGAGUACGCGCCGCCUCCGGGCCCGCCGCCCAGCACCAACAGCAACAACCCCUUCCUUCCUCCGCCGUACCCACCUCCCGCGUUCUCACCCCUCCCCGCAUUCACCGAAGGCGGCGAGCCCGAAGGUGCCGAAGAAGACGACCUCCCACCCCCGCUCUUCCACGCACUACACCUGUCAUCGCCCACAUCCAACGCGCCCGCGGACCUUGCGGACGCCGGCUGGGCGUUCACGGACGCGCACGCGCUCUCGCCGCCGUCUCGGUUCACGGCCGCCACGCUUGCGGCCAUAUCGCGCGGCGAGAUCGGACUCGCACCGCCGCCGGGGUGGUUUAGAGGGUUGAUUACUGCAGGCACGGGGGCGGGUGCGGGUGGGGGCACGGGGAAUGUGGUCAAUGUGGCGACUGCGCCGGGGUGUGCUGAUUGCUGCCUCGUUUCGGCGCUGCCGCUUUAUGCGGCUGGCGGGGGGCGGGGCAGAGAGAUAUACUUCGAGAUAUCCGUAGAGCGGAUGCCUUCGGACGCGGCGGUAGCGAUCGGCUUCGUGGCGGUGCCAUACCCGGGGUUCCGGCUGCCAGGCUGGAAUCGCGGCAGCGUGGGCGUGCACGGCGAUGACGGGCGGCGGUACACGAAUGACGCGUACGGCGGCCGAGACUUCGUGCGGCCGUUCCGCGAGGGCGAGAGGGUCGGCCUGGGUAUGGCGUUUGGUGGUCAGGGCGACGGCGGGAGGAGGGUGUGGUUCACGAGAAAUGGCGUGAAUGAGGACGGAUGGCGCCUCGAUGAGUUUAGAGAUGGAAAAGAGGAGAAUGAUCCCCUCCCCGGACUCGAAGGCGCCUGCGAUGUGUAUGCGGCCGUGGGUGUCUGGGGCGGCGGCGUUAAGGUGCAGGUUAGGUUUUUGCCAGAUGGGGCGGGGAGUGGGAGUGGGAGUGGGAGUGGGAGUGGGAGUGGGAGUGGGAGUGGGAGCGGGAUGGGGUAUUAG
Molecule: messenger RNA, 1586 nt
Organism: Tricharina praecox
Lineage: Eukaryota; Fungi; Ascomycota; Pezizomycetes; Pezizales; Pyronemataceae
Exons: 2
Coding region: 369-1586 (405 amino acids)
Molecular function (GO): protein binding
Source: RefSeq, a predicted model, not a curated record